AUGCCACAUGCAAAUUACGUACGCCAUGGACAUUGGCGGGAUGGCAAUAUUGCGGCCUUGGGAGCAUGCCAUGGUCUAGGGAAUCUCUACUCUGACCAGGGCAAGCUUACAGAGGCCGAGAAUAUGUACCAGCGAGCACUAGCAGGCAGAGAGAAGGCGCUAGGUCUUGAUCAUCCAUCCACCCUUGAUACAGUCAAUAACCUUGGGAACCUCUACUUUGAUCAGGGCAAGCUGAAGGAGGCCGAAAAGAUGCACCAGCGGGCACUGGCAGGCUAUGAGAAGGCCCUGGGCCCUAAUAAUAUAUCUACUCUUCAUGCAGUCGGUAAUCUUGGACGCCUUUGCUCUGCUCAAGGCAAGUUUCUGGAGGCGGAGAAGAUGUACCAGCGGGCUCUAGCAGGCAGAGAGAAGUCUCCGGGCCCUGAUCAUACAUCUACCUUCAAUACAGUCGAUAAUCUUGGGCUUCUCUACUCUGUCACCCUUAAUAAAGUCAGUAAUCUUGGGCUUCUUUACUCUGCUCAGGGCAAGUUUAUGGAGGGGGAGAAGAUGUACCAGCGAGCACUGGCAGGCUAUGAGACGGCACUGGGUACUGAUCAUACAUCCACCCUCGAUACAGUCAAUAAUCUUGGGAAACUCUACACAGUUAAUGGCAAGCUUAAGGAGUCAGAGAAGAUGUUCCAGCAAGCACUGGCAGGCAGAGAGAAGGCUCUGGGUCCUGAUCAUCCAUCUACCCUUGAUACAGUCAAGGAUCUUGGGCAUCUCUACAUAUUUCAGCGCAGGUUUAAGGAGACAGAGGAGAUGUACCAGCGAGCACUGGCUGGCUGUGAGAAGACACUGGGCCCUGAUCAUCCAUCCACGCUUGGUGCAGCCAAUAAUCUUGGAUUUGUUUACUUUUUACAGGGCAAGCUAAAGGAGUCAGACGAGAUGUGCCGGCGCGCACUUGCAGGCUAUGAGAACCCACAUGAGACCUGA
Aspergillus pseudoviridinutans is the source of this 969-nucleotide messenger RNA. RefSeq lists its product as uncharacterized. NCBI's taxonomy places the organism in Eukaryota, Fungi, Ascomycota, Eurotiomycetes, Eurotiales, Aspergillaceae. The transcript has 2 exons. Gene Ontology annotation, cellular component: kinesin complex. The coding region runs from base 1 to 969 and encodes 322 amino acids. The record is from RefSeq and is a predicted model, not a curated record. Gene Ontology annotation, molecular function: protein binding.